AAAUACUAUGAGCUCUGCCUCCUUCCCUGUCGCCGCAGUGAUGAAAGCAGAGGAGAAAAUUAAGUCCAAACCGCAGAUGGGCCAUAAAAACGUUAGUUAGAGCUGGGAAUUAUUCUUCUUGACGCAGUCAACCUGGUGGCUUCGUUGUGCCCCGGGUUGAUUUUUUUUUUUUUUUUUUUUUUUCUGAGAUCGGACGUUAUCGGUGUGAGAGGACGACCUGACUGAGCUCACGGAGGCAGAAGUCGGUCAUUCGGUGGGUCGGCCCACUGCAGUCUGAAUCACCGGAGACUCGCCCCAUCGCUGGUUCACCGUCGACGACGUCUGUCCAUCGAAGUGCGCAUCUUCAUCUUCAGGGACGAGACCCGAGCCCGUGUUUGACCGCUGCCGCAGCCCGAAGUGCGCUGCCGGGCAGAGCAUGCUAAAUAAUGAGCCAGCGGGACACACUGGUUCAUUUGUUCGCUGGAGGAUGUGGAGGUACAGUGGGCGCUAUUUUGACUUGUCCUCUAGAAGUGGUGAAGACCAGACUACAGUCCUCCUCCAUCAAUCUAUACGUCCUCCGUCCUCAUGAAGUCCAGCUCAGUACUGUAAAUGGAGCCAGUGUGGCCCGUGUUGCCCCACCAGGGCCUUUGCACUGUCUAAAGUUGAUUCUUGAGAGAGAGGGGCCCCGUUCCCUCUUCAGAGGAUUAGGACCUAACCUUGUAGGUGUGGCACCUUCCAGAGCAAUCUACUUUGCGGCAUAUUCCACAGCCAAAGAGAAGCUGAAUGGCGUGCUGGAGCCAGACUCUACCCAGGUGCACAUGGUGUCAGCUGGGAUGGCAGGGUUCACAGCCAUCACAGCCACCAACCCCAUCUGGCUGAUCAAGACCCGUCUACAACUGGACGCCAGAAACCGGGGAGAGCGCCGCAUGAAUGCAUUUGAGUGCGUGCGGCGGGUGUACCAGAUGGAUGGCCUGCGAGGCUUCUACAGAGGCAUGUCUGCCUCGUAUGCUGGUAUCUCUGAGACUGUUAUCCAUUUUGUCAUCUAUGAGAGCAUCAAACGUAAACUACUGGAGUCCAAGGCCCACGCCAGCAUGGACGAAGAGGAAGAGGCUGUGAAAGACGCCUCGGACUUUGUGGGCAUGAUGCUCGCAGCAGCCACCUCCAAGACCUGUGCCACCUCCAUCGCUUACCCUCAUGAGGUGAUCCGCACACGACUACGAGAGGAAGGCAGCAAGUAUCGGUCAUUCUUUCAAACUCUGGUGACAGUACCCAGGGAGGAGGGAUACCGGGCGCUGUACCGCGGCCUAACCACCCACCUGGUCAGACAGAUCCCCAACACGGCCAUUAUGAUGUGCACCUAUGAAGUGGUGGUCUACCUGCUUGGCCGUUAGUCCACUAGGUGCUUCUCCUCCUUUUGAAGAGGGAGGUAGAUGCAUUGAGUGAGUGACUGAGAAAGAUGCCCUUUGCUGAGGAACAGAGUGGAUGAAAUAUCAAAAUGAAGACCAAAGGAGUAUACCCAAGUGGACCAGAAAAGGACAAGUGAUAACAGAUAAAGGAAAAAUGAAGGAGGAUACGCCUUUGUUAUCACAUCAACAUCACAACCUCCGGUUCCUUUGUCAGACUGCUGGAUCAAAAGGAGGAUGGUACAGUUAGCAGAAGAUGAUUGGAUAACGUGGAUAGGAAGAGAAAGGAGGCCCUGACAGGAAAGACCCAGUUAAAGCAUGUCAAAUGGAAAGUACCUCUACUGGAAAAGAUUUAAAGCACAAUUCAGUGGCCUUAACCAAAAAAAGCUUGCAUCCUCUGUGAAGUGAAGAGUAAUAUAGACCCUUUUCACUUUCAUAACACAUGAUCCUGUGAAUGCAGAAUGCUUAGAGACCAGCGAAUUUGAGAAGGAAAGAUAAGAACUAAAUGUUCGUUAUUUUCAACCCUCCAAGAAUUUCUACUUGGCACUAUUUGUCCAGUCUGACAUUAUUGUAACAGUAGCUCUGUCUGUAGCCAGUCUGCACUCGCUUUUUAGCUGUGAGAGAUUAAAUGGCAGUUUACAGAAAGAGAUUUAGGAAUGUACAUUUAAGGCUGUACGCUGGAAAGAAUAUGUUCUUUGACACAAGACAUUGGUCUGUUGCAGUCAUCUACAGUACACCACCUUUGUGCACUACACACAGUGUGGCAUCAAGCAUUCUCCUCUGAACAAUGUAGCCAGCUCCUCAGAGUGUGUUCAUUCACAGCAGUCACUUCUCUGGCCAAAACCAAACCCUAAUGGUCUGUUACUAAACAAAACCUGCAGACACUAAAAGCUAGUAUUCAUUUCAUGUUUUCCCUGUGGUGACGAGUGCUGGCUGAAGUUGGACUUGCUGACAUUUUGUUGUUGUUUCAGCUUUUUCCUGCACUCAGUCACCACAAGAGAUUUUGAACACUUCUGUAAAAACACCCAAGACCAAUGUGUCAUUUUGACAUAUGAAGUAUUUGACUGUCAAAAAGGUACAAGACUAGUAACUGCUGUCAUAGUGCCACUACUUGAAAUUAAUGUGAAGGUGGGGAGAAAUGUCGGAGUGGGACGUUAUUGCUUAGGAAAUUCACACAGUAAUCAGAGUGUGUGUGUGUAUGCUUGUACACUUAUCUUUGUGAUAACAAACUAGUCUCGCAUAUAAUGUGAGAUGUUAGAUGGCUGUUUGAGGGUUAGGAACUGGUUUUAGAGUUAUAGUACAGUGAUAAAUGUCCUCAACAAAGAUAGAUGUACAAAUAUGUGUUUGUCUGAUCAUCACAAUGUUGAAGAGUGUGUGUGUGUGUGUGUGUCUUUGUGCAUCUGCAUCGAUGUGUGCCUGCAUGUAUAAUAAAUUACUACUCCAGAUUUCCCUCCACUAACUAUUAAUCUUGCAAGACACUGCAGUUAUGAGUGUGGAAAAGCUACUGUACAAUAAUGGCAGCUUUCAUUCCCACUCUGCCAGUCCUUCCUUCCAGUGGCUUCCAACUGACGUGAUAACAUGCACUUUUGUGGCCUUUUAGGGCUUGUGCUUUGCAUUUUAUUGUGUGGACAGUUUGAACUUGUACAUUGUAAAAGGAAAAAGUAUUAUUGUAUAUCAAAAUGGUAUUUUGCGCAACUGUUCUUAUAACAGAUAAACUGUACAGUGUAGAGUUCUGUAGUUGUGAAUUACGUCCAAAUGUGUGUAUAUAAAAUAGAUGCUGUAUAUGCAUAUCACUUUUUUUUUCCUUGGAUGAUCAUCAUGUAGGAGGCAUUUGCAAAUUAUUUUCAUUUAUGUGCAAUUUAAUUUUGUUUUAACAUUGACUGUUGACAUUGCUUGACUGAUUUUUGUUACACUUUUUUUUUUUUUUUUUUGCGGUAAGCUGCCAUGCAGACACGUGCGAUACAAGUAUGUGGAAACUAACAAAUGCUCUAAGACAAAUACUUACAUGUAAGCAUUUGUGCAGACACAUGGGUUAGGAAUUUUUAAACAUACAUAAAAAGUGUUCCAGUUUGCAAUUUUGGGUAUUUCUGUUUGUGAUGUUUACAAUGUUCUUUGCUUUCUGUGGAUUUCUUUUUUUUUUUUUCUAGCAUAAAUAAUUGAAUGCAUGGAAGUGUGUAAGUAUGAGGGUUGAAGAACUGGAAUCCUUUCUUGAAUGCUGCACAGAGUUAAAAAACAUAUUGGAAAUACAUAAUUUACAAAGCUAAUGUGUCAUGAAGAGGGUUAGAGACAAUAUUCUAUCAGUCAUUUUAAAGAAUCGUAUUUGAAGAACAUGAGGAAAAAACUGAAUUUAAGCACCAUAUCAGACUUUCCUUCAGAUUAUUUAUCAAAAUGUUCUGAAUUCUCUCUACUCCCUCCAUUUUCAAAGCCCUUUUUCCACACCUAUCUCACCUGACAGCUGUGGACUCAGAGCGGUUUCAUAUGAAAAUGAAUUCAUCCUCACACUUUCCAUGUUGAAAAGGUUUUGUUUAUUUCACCAGGUACAAGAAACUGUGGUUCAUUCACCCUUGUUGUUGUUCUUGAAUGUUCUCAUUGCCCCCCCCCCAUUCCCAACUCAUUUCAGAGGCAAACAGUUCUGUGUUGUAACCAGUAAUAGUUAUUGAUUUUCAGUCUCCACUGACUAGUGUCCGUGCAGAAAAUUAGCUGACUCAAGUUUCCAUGUAAAACACUAAUAACUCACAUCUUCAUCUCUGUUGCGUUAAUACUUGAGGUCAAAACACCAAAAUGUGAACAGAAAACUGAACAAGCAAUGCAAGCAUUUCAGUUUUUCUUUACCUCUCAUUUUUCAGUGUCUGUAUGCAAUUUACUAUUUGCGUCCUGUAUGCUUGAACAGGAUUCGACCUCAAGCACAGUGAAAUGAAACCUCCAACAUUAGCUUUGGCUGGCUCAAUUGUCAAUGUAUUUUUUGUUUUGUUCUUUUUUUUUUAAAUACACAAAGUGAAAAAUAAAUAAAAAUACAUUUUCAACUAAAA
This is a messenger RNA of Sphaeramia orbicularis (orbiculate cardinalfish), 4411 nucleotides long. RefSeq names its product solute carrier family 25 member 36-A-like. The record is from RefSeq and is a predicted model, not a curated record. Gene Ontology annotation, cellular component: mitochondrion. Bases 426 to 1370 code for a protein of 314 amino acids. Gene Ontology annotation, biological process: pyrimidine nucleotide import into mitochondrion. NCBI's taxonomy places the organism in Eukaryota, Metazoa, Chordata, Actinopteri, Kurtiformes, Apogonidae. The transcript is spliced from 7 exons. Gene Ontology annotation, molecular function: pyrimidine nucleotide transmembrane transporter activity.